Ictalurus furcatus (blue catfish) is the source of this 6049-nucleotide messenger RNA. It is a transcript of the gene polrmt, whose product is annotated as polymerase (RNA) mitochondrial (DNA directed). Gene Ontology annotation, cellular component: mitochondrial DNA-directed RNA polymerase complex. The record is from RefSeq and is a predicted model, not a curated record. The coding region runs from base 1182 to 5090 and encodes 1302 amino acids. Lineage: Eukaryota; Metazoa; Chordata; Actinopteri; Siluriformes; Ictaluridae. Gene Ontology annotation, biological process: mitochondrial transcription. Gene Ontology annotation, molecular function: protein binding; DNA-directed RNA polymerase activity; mitochondrial promoter sequence-specific DNA binding. The transcript has 21 exons.
ACUUUUUUUUAGAGGAUAAAAGGUUUACUCCCCUUGUGUGCAUCAAAUCACAGUGAUCUAGAUUAGAUGCAUGGUUUUGACUUUAGCUCUUGACUUUAAUAAACUGUAGUGUGAUGCACAAGCCCACUCCUCUUUUUAGACAUAUGCAGAGUGCCUCUUGCACAUGGUGAUUCAUAAAAGCAUUGCUGGGUGUAUAAUUAAAAAGAAUCUAUGUGCUCUUUUCCACUCUUCAAUACGGUAUCAUCAUCAUAAUUAAAUGUCAUGUAUGAUAUAUAUUUUUGUAUUAUUAUCUGUUCGUAUAUUGAUUUGCUAGCAUUGUGUGGAUUGUGCACCAAUUUGCAGUAAUGAGCUGUAAAUUUUUUUUUUUUUUUUUAAAUAGUACAUGGUCUGCACUUAUGACCUUUUAACCAUAGCGGUUCUACAAAAUGCUUUAGACUGUUUCUCAUUCACCCACGCACACACACACCAUGCAAUGUGCCACUUUGCCAUCGGGAGCAACUUGGGGUUCAGUGUAUUGCCCAAGGACACUUCGGCAUGUGAGCUGGGAAUAAAACCACCAAUCCUACGAUUACUACUCACUCUACCACCUGAGCCACAGCCGACCUUUCAUUUCUACUAAAAACACUACAGGAAUUAUUUCCCAGAGAGUCAGUCACUAGAAUGUGGGGUCUUUAAAAUGUGGUCACUGGCCAUUUUAUUAUAUUUUUUAACUAGCAUGUUCGUUCACUUUAAUUACUACUCUAUAUUCAUAAGCAGUGUAUAAAUGUGUGAUUUUAGCUUCUUUGUUUGACCUGAGGAAAGUUUAAUAUAUGUCAAACAACCAACUGCCUUUGAAUUUCUAAGGUUGGGCAAACCUAUAAAGGAAUACUAGGGAAGACUGCCACCUACAGGUAUACAGGUAAACCACAAGUUUUAUUUCUAGAAGAUUAAACAGUUAACGAACAAUUCAAAUGUAUAUGCAAAUUGAUUCUUAAUAAUGGAUAUUUCUCAGCUAGAGCACCAUAUAGCCUCUCAUAUUAGUUGUAACUAUCACUACAGCAUAGCAAAGGCUGGAACUCGAUAUGUCUGUGCUCAUCUCGCUGUCCUGAACGCCAACCAUCGCUCUUCUGAUCGAGUCUGAAUCAAAAUGGCCGCCUGCUGAGAGAGUAAUGCGGCUGUUGUGAACUCUUGAACAUGCCGAAAUGUCCCUUUUAAGACUGUGUGCUUUUCCGAAAUACUUGAGCGGUAGAUUCAUGUUUGAAAGAAGUGCUCGAUUUACAUUAAAUAGCAACCACUGUCAAAACUGCCUCAGACUCCGGAAUAACAGCGAGAGAGGAACGAGAGCUAACCCAUGGACAACACUACACCAAAGGCACUACUCCGCUAUUCCAAAGAGGGAAGAUGGGAAAAGACGAGUGUGGGAACAGUCUCAUUUGUUGGACGUUCUCGAGGCUCGGAUGCAGCAGUUGCAGUCUGACGUUUUACAUGUAAAACAUUUGAAGGUUGAAUUUGUCAAAGUGCCAAAGGGAGAAAAAAGAGACGCUCCAGUGAAGAGUCAAAAGACAGAUGCAGAAACUAGUAAAGCUGUUCAGUCCACUAAAAAAGGUACCAGUUCAGAUAACCCGCCCUCCAAAGCACACGCGAGCCGCUGGAUUGAGAAACUCAAGCUUGAGAAGUCAAACAAAACUAAAAAGCAGUCAUCUCUGCAGCAGAAACUCCGCGACAAAACAGGAGCAGCACCAAAAAGCAGUAAAGGAAAUCUGAUGGCUCCUGGAACGUCCAUGAAAACAAUCUCUAUUGCCAAAAGGUGCAAACAACCUGAACCUGAGUCCACAACGGCUCCAACACCUCAGUCCAAACACUUACAACCAAAGGUGUCUAAACACUGUAAAAGUGCAACCACAAUGAAAGCGGAUCCUGAAAAACUUUCCAGAACUGCAGAGCUGGCUGAAGUCGAAGAGCUCGAAGAAAUGAUUGGUGAGUGGAGUCCGACCAACGCCGAGAAACUCCUAGAAGAUAAAGAUGGGAACCGUUAUGGUGAUGCGCAGCUAAACUUGCGCUGCCACCUGGAGGUGUGUGUUUUUACGGGGGAUGUGGAGCGAGCACAGCGCUCCCUGUUCUUUCACCACCGGCACCUAAGCAAACGCAAAGCGCUCUCCAUCAGCGCUUACAACAUCAUGAUGAGGUUGUGGGCCAAGAAAGGAUCUGUGAAUCACAUUGGUCGCUUAUUCACUAUGGUGGAAGAGGCAGGCCUGAAGCCCAACUUGGCGUCAUACUCUGCUGCGCUGGAGUGCAUGGGCCGCAAUCCCGACACCUCUUCACGCACCAUUAACAGAUGUCUGCAGCAGAUGGCUGAAAGUGGCCUGCAUUUGGACGACAUGUUCAGACAGUGUGUAUUCAGACAGGAUGAGCGAGACAUGGUGCUGAAGGCCAUCCGGACCGUACAAUUCGACUACGAGCCACACACCCCUUCUGAACAGCCACGCUGCUCAUUACCACUGGUGGAGAACUUCUAUACUGAGAGGGAAGAAACCAGCUAUCCUAAGCUAGACUUUAGCGUUGCUGAGCUGCAGGAGCGCUUCAGGCGUCAGCUGGCUAUGGAACAGGCCAACACCAUCACCAUCGACUCUGUGGAGGCCAUUAAACCUGUCACGGAACACAUGGCCAGGAUGAGGAAGCUGUUAGCUGAGCAGCGCUCUCAAUGGCAGAAAGCUCUGCUAAAGGCUCUGCGAGAGAGCCGGAUGGUUUUAGGCAGCAGCAACCAGAGGAACGGGAAGAUCAACAUCUACCCGUUUCUGCGCAUCCUCCGUGAUGAGGAUUAUGUCAACAUCAUGCUGCAGGGAUUGGCCAACCUGCCACCCAGCGGAGAGUCUCUGCUAUUCCUGGCUAAGGAACUGGGCAACAGAGUCCACAAUGUGUACUGCAUACAACAGAAGAGUCACAGCCAGAUAGUGGCGAAACUGGGCAACAUCUACAACUCGUACGUCAAACUGCUCGGAAAAGACACAGAGCCCAGCAUUGUGUUGCCACGGGAACAGUGGAGCACUUUGGAGGCAGAGCAUACCGCUGGCCCCUCCCUCCUGAGUGAUGACACGCCCUGGCCACACAUGCUGGUCAUUCAGCUGGGCAGCUUCCUGGUGGAUCUGCUGGUGCGUGAGCUCAAAAUUCCGAACAACAUCUUGAACCCUGCCCAGGAGAACAAGCUCAUCCCUGUGCUCUAUCACAUGUACACGUUCCGCAGCAAUCGACAGAUUGGUUUUAUCAAGCCGCACCCAAUCCUGACCCAAAUACAGUCAGAAGCCAUGGAGACCAAGCUGACCUUUGACUCGUAUGUGAUGCCCAUGCUGUGCCCACCAGUGCCCUGGACAUCAGCCAAAAGUGGGGCUUACUUGCUGACGCCCACCAAGCUGAUGCGUUCAGUGGAGGGUGCCAUCCAGCACCAACUGCUGCUGGAGAAGUGCCAGGAUGAGGAGCUGCAUGCUGUGCUGGACUCCCUCAGCCAGCUGGGCAACUGUGCAUGGAGGAUCAACAAACCUCUGUUGGACAUCAUCAUCUCCAUCUUUAACGAUAAGGGCAGUGAGAAGCUGGACGUGCCUCCACCCAUUUCUGAGGCGCCGGAAAUCCCACGCUUCAACCCUCAUGACCCGGCAUACACGCCUGCCGAGAAGGCCCACCUGAAGCGCGAGGCCACAAGGGCCAAGAAAAAGGUGGCUGAGAUGCACAGUCUGCGCAUGGAUGCGCUCUACAAGCUGUCCAUUGCCAACCACAUGAGGGAUGAGAUCUUCUGGUUCCCUCACAACAUGGAUUUCCGAGGGCGUACUUACCCGUGCCCACCCUACUUUAACCAUCUGGGAAGUGAUGUAACCAGAGCCAUCUUGCUGUUUGCUGAGGGGAAGCCGUUGGGUCCUAAAGGCCUAGACUGGUUAAAGAUCCACCUGGUGAACCUCACGGGUCUGAAGAAGCGGAGUUCGCUGGCUGGGAGACUGGAAUACGCCAACACCAUCAUGGAUGACAUCCUGGACUCUGCAGACAACCCGUCAACGGGGAGGAAGUGGUGGAUGAAUGCUGAUGAGCCUUGGCAGACUCUGGCAUGCUGCAUGGAAAUAGCAAAUGCCUCCAGAUCAUGUGACCCCACACAGUUCAUCUCCCAUUUUCCUAUACAUCAGGAUGGCUCCUGUAAUGGCCUCCAGCACUAUGCUGCACUGGGUCGUGAUGUGAUUGGUGCAACAUCGGUAAACUUACUACCCUGUGAAGAACCGCAGGAUGUGUACGGUGGUGUGGCUCAGCAGGUGGAGGAGUUCCGGGCCCGAGACGCUGCAAAGGGCAUGAAGAUUGCACAGGUGCUGGAGGGCUUCAUCAGCAGGAAGGUGGUGAAGCAAACGGUGAUGACGGUGGUCUAUGGGGUCACGCGCUAUGGUGGCCGACUGCAGAUUGAAAAGCGCCUCAAGGAGAUCGAUGACUUCCCCAAGGAGUAUAUUUGGGAUGCUUCACACUACCUAGUGCAUCAGGUCUUCAGCAGCUUGAAGGAAAUGUUCACCGGGACAAGAGAGAUCCAGGACUGGCUGACUGAAAGUGCUAGGCUAAUCGCGAAGUCCGGCAGCACGGUGGAGUGGGUGACCCCUCUUGGACUGCCCAUCGUCCAGCCCUACCACCGCACCAGGAACCACGUGCUCAAGAGCAACAUUCAGUUUCUGAGUCUCCAGAUAAGCCAUGAUGUCUAUGAGAGGCCGGACACAGUAAAGCAAAAGAAUGCAUUUCCCCCAAACUUUAUCCACUCUCUGGACUCCACACAUAUGAUGCUGACUGCACUCAACUGUUACAGUGCUGGUUUGACGUUCGUAUCGGUGCAUGACUGCUACUGGACCCACGCUCUUACAGUCGACAUCAUGAACAAGGUGUGUCGUGAGCAGUUUGUGGCUCUACACAAUCAGCCCAUUCUUCAGGACCUCUCCAAGUUCCUGCUGCAAAAAUACUGCUCAGCACCACCAGGCAACACCAAGACCAAGAAGUUUCUGGAAUACUGGAAGAUGUCACAGCUGCUGGGGAAGGUUCCAGAAACAGGUGAUUUUGAUCUGCAGAGGGUGAAAGAAUCCACAUAUUUCUUCAGUUGAUGUAGAUGAAGAACCUUCACAGGUUGAACCGGAGAGGAAAUGCUGCUUUGCUCCCUGGUGCGUCCCCAUGCUGGGCACAGAGACUAACAAUCUGAAUCAACUACUGCUACUGCUAUGCUCUCACGGCAUCUACACACGCUGUGACAAUUUCAACAAAUGGGACAGAUAGUGUGGGAUUGAUGGAGUGCCAGAGGAUAGUUGAGGUGUCUAGGUGUUCGAGUGCAGGUACUUAAUGUGUGUUUUCUAUUCAUAAAGACAACACAGCCAUGUGGUAAAGUCCUCAUAAAGAGCCUGGAUGGAGAUGCUUUUCUGGUCUCUGUAGGGCUGAUCACUUUCCUCCACUCCGCUAGGCUGAUUAAAUACGCAGCCCAGGGUCUCAUCGAUAUCAGAGCUCACACAGUAAACAAGCCACUCUGCCAUUUCUACACUGUUCUCAUUUACCAGCUAGUCUGCUGCUGUUCGACUCAGAGCCUGGAAGAACAAGAAGGGAGAAAGGCUGUCCCCUAUUAUAGAAUGCUGUGAACACAGCCCAGGAGUUAAUAGGCAUCUAAUGAAUUUUUAUAAAACUCUUGUGUAAAAGAUAUAAUGUACUGAUCAGUGUCUAAUAAAAAAGGUAUUUUUAUGCUGCUGAGAUGUUCUUAAGUUUUGAUAAUAUCCAUGAGGCACUGUUCAUUUUUCCAUAUAUAUUUGUAUAGAUGUAACAACCUUUUGUAGGAGCUCUGCAUUUUAACCGUUCAGUAAAAACUCAUUGUUAUAUUCUGGAAUGAUUGACUGUUGCGUAGGUGUUACGAACUUGCUAAAAUUAACUGACAUACUGGAAGCCCCUCCCCCUUCCCUACCUCACAUUAGUCAUGUUCUUGCUUCAAAGACGCGGCCUUGCUUUCCAAGGUAAGUCGAGAAUGUUUUCAGUUCAUUAAUUAUGAAAUAAGAUUUAUCAAUGUACAGUGCCCUCCACUAAU